AUGCAUCAUAAAAAUCAGAAAAAUCAGAAAAACAUAUUUGAAACAUUCAAGUGCCAAGUUUGCAAAUUUGAAUGUAAUAGUCAAAGAGAACUAAAAGUUCAUUUUGUAGAAUCCUCUGGUGACGGACUGCAUACAAGAAACAACAGCUUUUUAUAUUCUAAUGAAGCAGUGAAAUGUGGAAUUUGUUUAAGACAGUUCCGUACAAAAACUAGUCUUAAAGUUCAUAUCACAAGAAAACAUAAGAAAUCAAGUAGAAAGUCAAAGGCUGAUAAUAUUGAAUGUCCUUUUGAGGCUAGCUCGAUGGAUGGUAGAUUUCCGUCAUCAUCAUCAUCGUCAUUGAAUUCUUCAGAUAUUGUUAUGAAAGAAACAAACCUAAAUAGUUUAUCUGAAGAAACUUCAAAUUCUGCAGCAUCCUCAUCAGCACUAACACAGAAUAUAGUUAGAAAUCCUGGUGACAAUAUCUUACCUGAACCAUUACAAACUAUAUAUGUUGAGAACGGUGCAAAAUCUUUCUCAUGCCCAAUAUGUAAGAAAAAGUAUGUAACUAAGAAAACUAUUGAUGUCCACAUGAAGACCCACAACAAAAACUUCAAAUGUGAGGGUUGUGAUAGAAAGUUUUACUACGAUAAACAGUUACAGAAUCAUAUCGAUAACCAAUACCAGUGUAAACUGUGUCCAGAAAGGUUUUGUAAAGUUGUACUUUUCCGUACACAUCAUAAUGGGCAUCGCAAUCACAAAGACUUACAAUGCCAUCUUUGUCAAAAGAAAUUUUUGUAUGAAAUAAAUCUUAAACGACAUAUAAGCUUGCAUUCUAAAUUUGGUAUAGGACCAUUUGAAUGUAAAAUUUGUAAAGCUACUUUUAAGAGGAAAGAUACAUAUUCUUAUCAUAUACGUGAUCAUGAACAAGGAAAACAAUUUUUAUGUCAUGCAUGUGGAAAACAAUUCUCCCUUUUACAAAAUCUACUCAUUCAUGCAGCAACACAUGACCUCGUUCCUGGUAUUAGGAAGAAUUUAUUUAAAUGUGAUAUAUGUGGUAAAACCUAUACACAUAAAAGUGGUCUUAAUGUACACAUUGUGUACAAACACUCUGAUAGGAAGUUGCAGUGUAGAUAUUGCAAUAAAAUUAUGGCUAUGCCGAACACUUUGAGGCGUCAUGAGCUCACUCAUACUGGUGUUAAAAAGUUUGAAUGUGAAUAUUGUAGUAAAAAGUUUUACACAAAAGAUAGAUUGAAAGUCCAUAUUGUUGUACAUACUAAAGAGAGGCCAUUUAAAUGUCAGAUAUGUGAAAAAAGAUUUGGUCAAUAUGCUUCUCUUGCCAGACAUAAAAAAUCUAUGCAUUAA
This is a messenger RNA of Mytilus trossulus (common blue mussel), 1341 nucleotides long. Its product is annotated as zinc finger protein 26-like. Bases 1 to 1341 code for a protein of 446 amino acids. Gene Ontology annotation, molecular function: DNA-binding transcription factor activity, RNA polymerase II-specific; RNA polymerase II transcription regulatory region sequence-specific DNA binding. Gene Ontology annotation, cellular component: nucleus. NCBI's taxonomy places the organism in Eukaryota, Metazoa, Mollusca, Bivalvia, Mytilida, Mytilidae. The record is from RefSeq and is a predicted model, not a curated record. Gene Ontology annotation, biological process: regulation of transcription by RNA polymerase II. The transcript has a single exon.